UAAGAGGUCGGCCAAAGCGGACGCGGUGAAUGAGAGUUUCCCAGAAUAAACACAGUAAACAUCAGUUGGGAGGGGAACACAGGUAUAAGGUCAGGAUGUAUGUCUCGACACACACUUGUAACGAGUAGCUCCUCUUCUUUGCGUGAAUGUGAGUAAUUUCCUAAGAGUCUAGCCGAAAUCAGGUGUUUUGUAUUAUGGGUUAAAGAGUUUAUUAUUCAAUACUGAUGAUUGUACAAUCACAAGAUCUGGGCUAGAUGUUGGUUUGAUAGAAACACUGAUUAGGAUUGUAUAGUAGAUGAUGAUGCAGAAAACUUUGAUAAGCCCAAUGUACUAGGUUGGAUAGAUUUGCCUUGUUUUCUUUCUUUUUAUUUUCCAGCCAAUUCUGGAACAUGAUGCCAGACCAAAUGAGCGUUUGAGGGGAUCACUCAGAGAACAACAAUGGGAGGGAAGUUACCGCACGUCUUUUGGGGAGACAUUAUUUACUUUUUUAGGGCAAUUGUUAGGAGACAUGCAGAUUAUCUGGAUGACAAUAAAAGAAAAAUAUUUUCGCUUUGGAGGAGGAAGUAGUUCAGAUAGUCAUCACCAAAACAAAGCUACUUUAUUUUCAAAGUCAUAAAUAAAAAAAAGAACGCCAUCACUUUAUAGUAACACCUACCGGAUAAGAUCCACAAAAGAGCUUCGUUUCCAAUUAAUGGGCGAUAGACGGACUCAUGGGCGCACCGGUGAGGACCCUCUGAAGUGGACUAUGCACACACGGAUAUGGAGUUUACCAGACUGUUUGCCCUGCUGUUGAUAGUGCUAGAGUGGACCCAACCCUGCCUGCCUUCCCCUCUGAGACCCAUCUGCGACCUGAGGGUCCUCAACCACUUCAUCAAGGAGGCCAGAGACGCAGAGACUGCAAUGCGGUCGUGUUUGGAAGGAUGCAGUCUCUCCGAGUCCGUCACUGUUCCCCAAACCAGAGUUGACUUUGAAAUCUGGGAGAGGAAAACUGCAGAGGUCCAAGCACAGGAGGUGCAGUCGGGCCUGUGGCUGUUGCACCAGGCCCUGAGUCUGCUGCAGAGCUCCGUCACCAACACAGCACUGCAGAGCCACUUAGACAACAGCCUCCGGAACCUGCUCAGCACCAACGCCGUGCUGCGCAGCCUCAACUUCCAGGAGUACGUCCCGACAGACGGUGGCCCGGACGGGGAAGAUACAUGGCGGGUAUCCACGGCCACAGAACUUCUUCAAGUGUACGUCAACUUCCUGCGUGGCAAGGUGCACCUCCUCCUGUCAGGUGCGCAGGCAUGCCAGCAAGACGUCAGCUGAUUGGCCAAGAAACUGGACAGAGUUUUUUUUUCCUUUAAUUGUAUAUUUAUUGUAUUCAACACUUUUUGACCACCCUACCACCGCGCUUAUUGGACAUAACGGAAAGUGGCAAAUUAUGUAUCCGCCACGUACCAAAGAAACGGACGACUAUGGGCGGAGGCUGAGAGCCAAAAUGGCGGCCCUUACUUCUUCUAAGACUGCACCUUGGAAUGUGAAGACGUGGCGUCUGGACAUGUGGGGGGGAGGGGGGGGAAUGGGGCAGCAUACAUAGACUAAGGCAGAUGCAUUGCACUGCUUCAAAAGCUUUCCAAUCAGCACUCUUCAAGCACUUUGUGUGUGUGUAUGUGUGUUGUGUGACGACCGCUCGUUUCAAUUUGUGUUUGUAAAAAGUGUGUUUGUACACGUACGUGUGUGUGUGUGUGUGUGUGUGUGUGUGUGUGUGUGUGUGUGUGUGUGUGUGUGUGUGUGUGGGUAUGUGUGUACGUGCGUGCGUUGGUGUUUUCUGUCAAUUUGACCCUUGAACCCACCUCUUCUGAUUGUACGGUGGACUCACGGCAGUGGACAAUGCGAGGCAGUGGACCACCCAGAGAGUAUAGUUUGCACCUGGAAAACGGCAGAACGAUAAGUUUGCAACAUCCUUUUUCCCAUCGCCACUUCAGAGAAGGCCGGUUGGAGUGUUGCCCUGAUUUUUAUCCUUAGCCUCACCAGAACACAAUGAUGUUAUUCUACAGUAAAUAUUUUAAUAUAUAUUUGUAAUUGUUCUGCAACAGAUUAUUUAUAAAGAUUUUUAUUUCUGCCUUUUUAGAGCUGCAGUCACUGUUGAAUGUACUUUUUUACACUCUCGCCUUUUAGGUGUGUUGGGGGGGUUCCUCGAGCCCCCUGUUGCUGGCUAGAGCUUCAAGCUCACCCGUAGAGGUGUCCGUCACACCCAGAUCAUCUUGAACAUGUAUCUUUAUGGGUAGAGAUGCCUAGCGUUGUCUUUUUAAAGUUUUAUACUCGCUACUCUCCAGAAGUAAAGAAACAUUCAGACAAUUAAUUAAUUAAAAAAGAAAAAGUGUUUGAUUUUGUGUCUUUCUUUUUUUUAAAGAACGGAUUAGUCUUUGGUGCUAUCGUUUUACCUCCAAAUGACGUGUGUGCGUUUGAUGACGCUAGUGCCACAUGCGCAAUCAGCGCUGAACGACGAGGAUCCGUGCGGAAAACAAUGCCAGCAGGAAGAAUUGUGAUUGGGCUUUUUAUGGCUUACAUCCUGCAAGGAGCUCAAACCUAAACCAUUUUCCGGACUCCCAGGCUUUCUCAUUCACACUUGCAAACAGUGCGUUUUUCCCACUCUCGUAUGUCAUCGCUUCACGUCACAGGCAUAGCAAUCAGUCCACACUGGAACUCUGCGUCGCUGACGAGGGACGCGCGUACACUUCAUCAAGAGUCUAGUUAGUUAGUUAGUUGUUGCUUCCCAGCUUGAAUGACGGAUGGUGACCAAGAGAGUUGUUUCCUGAUGAUGUUUUACUUUCUUGUUUUUUCCUUUAGCCCUCUGCAUUCCCACCAUUCUUUAGUUAUUUUAACUCAAAAUAUUAUUGGCGGGAUUAAAAAAAGGAUGUGGAUUUGUUAUGCGUCAACAACAAGUCUAUUGGGGGAGAAACAAGGUCUGGUGAAAUCAACCGAUAAGGGACAUUUUGGCAGUGGGUUGGAGACACUGGAGUGUUUGGUUUGCCUCACGCAGUGGCGGCCAACUAACCAAUUUGAUUUUCCCACGUUCAAGGUUCAGAGUGUGUUUUAACAAUCCUCAUGUCCUUAUCUCAGCUGAUAUGCUACCGCUUAUUCAGGGAGAAAUAAAGUCACAAUAAAACGGAUAAUUACUAUGUUGGAUCACAAUUGGGCAACAAGAGGACAGAAAUGGGGAGCUGGACCCGAAGUCCUCCCUAAGACCUGCAACAUUAACAACGACGCUUCAUCUCUGCUUCCUAAUUCUUCCUUGGGAUAAGGAUAAAUAAAUACACCACCGUCUGCGGUACUUUGACUUAUAAUUGUCCUUAGGCACUUUUUUAAAAUAAAGAUAACAUGAAAUGAUUCAGAAAUACUAUCUAGACAUUAUUAAUGUGGUAAAUUACUAUUCUGGCUGGAAACGGCAGAUUUUUAAUGUAAUAUCUACUUGUACAGAGGCCCAUUUCCAGCAACCAUCACUCCGGUGUCCUAAUGGUACAUUAUUUAGCUGAUUGUGUUAAAAGGCUUUUCAGCUGUGUUAGCACAGCUGAAAACUGUUCAAUAAAGGUGUGUUUUUUCAAGAGAAACAUGAAAUUGUCUGGGUGACCCCAAACUUUUGAACGCUAGUGUUUUAGAGACAACUGAUCUAGCCACAUCUGAUGUCUUGAGACUAUUUUCUUUUUAUAUACUCGUCCUUUUUUUAUUGUGUUCUGUACUUGCUAUUUUCUGUACUUGCUUGCAAGUUUUUAGCAAGGCCACACACAAUGUCUGCUGUGGAUUACCUUACAAUAAUGCUGCUUUACAAUAAUUGUACUGCUUGUUGUCAAAUAUGUUGUAUGUCGCCUUCGACAAAGAUGUCUGCCAAAUGAAAUUAAAGUAAAGUAAAAUAGUGCAUAUGCAAUGCCUUUAGGUCCACUCCAAUUAAUUACAAAGUCAACACGUGACAAGUCCAGCCAGAGAGGAGGCCUACUAAUAGACCAUACCAUCUGCAGGGCUAAUCCAUCACAACUGGGAAGUCAAAUAUUGGUCCCACUUUACCGAUACGCCUGCAGUUCACACGUGAGUGAAUGACUGCACGAACACCUCUUCUAUCCCAAUUCCACUUUAUUUUUCAUGACACGUUGACAAUAUAUU
This is a messenger RNA of Gadus chalcogrammus (walleye pollock), 4140 nucleotides long. It is a transcript of the gene epoa, whose product is annotated as erythropoietin a. Gene Ontology annotation, cellular component: extracellular region. The record is from RefSeq and is a predicted model, not a curated record. Gene Ontology annotation, molecular function: cytokine activity; erythropoietin receptor binding; hormone activity. Lineage: Eukaryota; Metazoa; Chordata; Actinopteri; Gadiformes; Gadidae. The coding region runs from base 760 to 1308 and encodes 182 amino acids. Gene Ontology annotation, biological process: nucleate erythrocyte development. The transcript is spliced from 5 exons.